Labrus bergylta (ballan wrasse) is the source of this 834-nucleotide messenger RNA. Its product is annotated as tetratricopeptide repeat protein 4-like. Gene Ontology annotation, biological process: protein folding. Lineage: Eukaryota; Metazoa; Chordata; Actinopteri; Labriformes; Labridae. The record is from RefSeq and is a predicted model, not a curated record. Gene Ontology annotation, molecular function: Hsp90 protein binding; Hsp70 protein binding. Gene Ontology annotation, cellular component: cytosol; nucleus.
UAUUUUCCGUGCUUCAUGCAGGGUCGUGGCAUUAAGCUCCUGCAGCCGGUGAAGCCUCGUCAGCGUGCUUCAGACAGUGAGGACGAGGACGAAGGCUCCUCUGCAGCGAUAGCACAGCUCAGUGUGGACGGCCUCAGCUCUCAGGAGGUGAUGGGGGCUCAGGUGUUCCUGGAUGAGAAGGGCUCCCUGCACUGGCCCGUUCUCUUCCUCUAUCCAGAACACCAGCAGAGUGACUUCAUCUCUGCCUUCUGUGAGAACAGCUGUUUUAUGGAUCACAUCGCGGUCAUGUUUGGAGAGGAACUUCCACCUUGGGAUGCGGACAGAAAAUACCACCCGCAAAACCUUCAGCUGUACUUUGAAGAUGGAAAGACGGAGACUCUCUACCAAGUCAACCCACAGACGUCGCUUUUGAAAGUGCUGCAGCAUAAAAGGUUUUUUGUCAAAGGAGGAACUCCGAGCUUCAUCGUUGUGGUGAACGGCUCACCUUUCACCAAACAGUUUUUAACAGGAAAGAAAACACAAGAACUGUAAAAACACAGGUCUCCAAAAAUCCUGAACUUUGGAAACACCAGAGGACUCACUUUGUUCUUGAAAAAGAGACACCGGCAAGGCAAGCAUGUAUGUCUGUCUUUGCAGAGAGCAGUGCAUGCUGUUCUACAUUAAAUAUAAGUGUAAAUGGCUACAACAUGGACCAUCGUGGAUUUGUUGUUUUUUAUUGACAAAAAAAUAAAUUCCAGAUUUAAAACAGAAGGAUUUUUUUACUGAAGUGCUUAAUCAGAGAAACUGAAAUGACCAGAAAUCAAUUAAAGAGAUAAAAUCUACAAACUGAAUGUU